UCAAUGUCAAGUUGACAUUGUCAACUCAUUUCGGUUCGGUUCCUAUUGCUGACGAAGUGCGCUCUGAUAUUAUUAAAUAAACAUUGAUAAUAUUUCGAAAAAAUGUAUUUAUAACAACACACAGUAUAGAAAAUAUUGAAAAUGGACCAGAACAACCGUACAAGAAGAGGUGACUUAGAUAUAGACAGUUUUAGAAGUGAUGAACCUAAUUUCGACAGGACUCGUAUGAGAAGGCAAUCGGGCGGCUUCGUGGAUUUAGGAAAUGAAUCACAGUACGGCACAGGUGGUCAUCAAGCCUCUGGAGCCAAUGAAAUAUUCGCCGAUAUACAGGGAGAUGUACCAUGGUGGAAGUCAAACUUCUUCAUAUCACAACCUGUGCUUUUUGGUACUUGGGAUGGAGUAUUUACAUCAUGUCUCAUUAACAUUUUUGGUGUUAUCGUGUUCUUAAGAUCUGGCUGGAUAGUAGGACAAGCUGGAUUAGUUAAUGCUGUGUUGAUAGUCAUAUUUACAGUUUUUGUAGCUUUGAUCUCAGUUUUGUCAGCAGUAGGAAUUUGUGAAAGAUGCAGAAUAGAGAGUGGAGGAGUAUAUUUUUUGCUUGCUCACACAUUGGGAUCAAGAAUGGGUGGAGCGUUAGGUAUCAUUUACUGCUUUGGUCAGGCUGUUGGUUGUGCCUUAAAUGUCUUUGGUUUUGGCGAGUCAAUGGCUGAUUUAGUAAGUGCCAACAAUACCUGGGCUGCAAGAGGCUUUGCAGUGGCUGCUGUCCUUUUACUAGGAACUAUCAAUGUAGCAGGUGUAAAGUGGGUCAUUAAACUACAGUUUGCACUUCUAGUUAUCAUAUUAUUAGCAGCAUUGGAUUUCUUCCUUGGAUCUCUUACUACCAUACCAGGCAGUGUACAAGGACAAUUUACUGGCUGGCUUGGUACUACAAUAGCAAACAAUACCUGGGCCGACUAUCAAGAUAACUAUACAUGGUUCAAAUGCUUUGGAGUAUUCUUCCCAACCAUCACGGGAAUCCUUGCAGGCAUUAAUAUGAGCGGAGACUUGAAGAAUCCUUCUGUAAAUAUCCCGAAUGGAUCUUUGGCAGCUAUCACUACUGGAACCUUUUUAUACCUCAUGUUCAUUAUAACACUAGCAGCAACGGUCACCAGAGAAGCCUUACUAAAGAAUUUCUCUAUAACUGCAGACAUAUCAGCUGUGAUUGUAUUACUGUUGGCGGGGUUGUAUGUUAGCUCGAUGAGUUCAUGCUUGGGGGCCAUGUACGGUACUCCUAGAGUGUUACAAAGCAUAGCCAAUGAAAAAGUCAUACCUGGCUUAGAUAUACUUGGACAUGGGAGAGGUCCGAACAAAGUACCGAUAUAUUCGAUGGUCGUAGUUGCCAUCGUGACGGUCACAUUCAUUAUAAUCGGCGACAUAAACAAGCUCGCACCCAUCGUCACUAUGCCAUUCCUCAUCACGUACGCUAGUAUCGAUUAUUCUUACUUUGCGUUAGCUCAGACAUUUGAUUUGCAACACAAACGAGAAAUGAGGUUUCAAGGACAAUCGCAACGUGACACGCAAGUGUAUGGAGCAACUGGCAGCGAUCUUGACUUACUCUUUCCUGAGAGAAUAAGACAUAAAAACGUUGGCGACUUCACGCCGUCCCCAACCGAUUCCGCAAUGAUGAACGGUCGACAGUCGAACGGCGACGUGAAUCGUCCGAAUGUCAGUGUACAUUCGAAACACAAGAACUGGUAUUCUCAUCUUUGCAACAGAUGGCUUUCGUUGGUCGGCGUAGCGAUAAAAUUAUUACUGAUGUUCUUAGUGCACUGGGUGUACGCGCUCGGGUGCCUCAGUAUCGUUUGGCUCGUGUGGCUGUAUAUCGGAGCCGCUAACCCCGCCGUCAAACCGGGCCGGGCCUCGGAGUUUAGAUUCUUCCACUGGUUGAGAAUUACCUUCCUUCAAGCUAUAGGGAAGCGUCCUCUAGAAUACGAACAAUUGGUUGUGACUCCCGUUCACGCGGACAUUUCGAUGGAACAAGAGAGACUUAAUGACGACAACGAGGACUUCGCCUCCCGCCGCAGGUACCAUCAGUCGACCGCGCUGCAGACACAUCUAGUUAACGUGGAUCACUAAAUUAUAUCAGUACCAUAAACAAAUUACGUUACCAACAAUUAAUACUUAAAUUCGAAACUUUUUUAUCAAUCAAUUGAGCAACAAAACAAUGCAUAAAAUUGUUUUGAUUUCAAUAAAAUUAUCGUACUGACCUAGUACACGUGUACUUACUUUGACUCACAGUCUUAGAGCGACUACCUUCAAACCUUUGUGAAAAUAAUAACUCUUAGAUUGAAGAAGUAUCGCAGUCAUUAUUAGAGGGGAGGAGAGCUAUCUGAAAAAUUAAAAAUAAUGGUCUUUCAACAAACGACGUUUAAAAAGCUCGUAUUCGGCAAUGACCUUGGCAUUAUCAGCGUUCUUGGGAAACAGUAACCAUUUAAAUCAAAGAGGCAGUAUUCUCUGUUGUCGAUGAAAACAAUAAAUAUACGGACAGUAAUGGUUAAAUAGAAGUAAUUGUUUAGACACACUCGAGCGCCAUAUACCUGACAUUACAACGUGAAUACUGACAUCAUAGAUAUAAAUACUCUUAUUAUAUAAAACUAACACUUACGCAGGAAACAGUUAAAUUCUUUAUAUUUAUUAUAAAUUAUUAUUAUUUAAAGUUAAAAACCGAAAUUGCGACGUAUUGAAUUCGAAAAUUCGUUCAUUAGAAUGUUGAUAGUCAAUUUGUAUUUUUUUCAUUAUCCAACUAUUGUAACAUUUGACAAAGAAAAUAAAUUUUGCAAACCUAUUGGAUGGUUGAAGUUAGUAACGCGAAACCUAUUAUUGCGUUUGUGCUUCAAUCUUUUCAUUGAUAUUUUUUUCAUCGAAUUUCAACCAAGAAGCCGAAAAGUAAGUUCCGUUGUACAAUAUUAAGUAAAAGAACCGGUGUAUAAAAAUAUGUAAUCAUUUUUUCUAUGUAUUGAAGAGCAUAAUUGAUUAUGAUAAUUUAAGAAUUUACAUUGCCACUAAGUUUUCUGUUGAGAUCUUUCCCAUGAAACAACAGUUUUAAAUUCUUUUAAGUUUUUAACAUAUUAUUAUGUAGACUGUUAUGUAAAAAUAAACCAUUAACUAGGAUUAAUAGCUUCGAAUUUAUCAACAACAAAAAUGGGAAUAAAAUUAAUUAAAUUAUCUAAAUAUUUUAAAUAGUACUUACUAUUACUUAGUACUACUACUUACUACUGGGGGCAAACAACAAGAUUUUAUUUAAAAUUGUUUUCUUGAGAUCGUGAUCGUAAAUUAAUUUUGUGUUAAUAUGUUGAAAGCCAUAACGAACGCCUUACUUAUCUCCCGACCGCACUAAUAUAUCAAGAAAAAAAGGUCGAUUUACGGAAACAACUAUUUACUCAUUAUUUUCCGAUAUGUCAAAUGUCAGACACCAGUGUCCGCAGCGGCCAACUGAGCUAAAGAUGAUUUCCAGUCUGAUGUUCAACGUGUUAAUAUGGCUGUGCAAAUAUAUGCUGUAUUUUGUUGUUUGUAUAAUUGUUUAUUGGGUUAGAUGCCAGACGAAUACAAGUUAACAAAACUGAAAAAUCCAUUAAAAUAAAAUAAAGAACAUUUGACGAUAUAUCAUUUUACGAAAAAAAGCCAAUAAUUUUGUUUUACAAUAGAGUCGUCUAUUAUCAAAGGUGGCAAUCUGUGCAUUUGGACAAAAAAAUGUUAUUGAUAUGUCAAUACAGAUUGAUUUGAAUAUAAUCGUCUCCUUCAAAGAAUACGGUUCAAAACCUGCAUUAAAUAAAGGUUAAUAGUUAACCUGUUAUUUAUCUAAGAUGUCGUUCCGAAGAGUUUUGUGACUGCCAAUGGAAUACAAAGUCAAUAAAUCGUUUUUCUGAUUUACCAAUAAUUAUCCAAAAGUCAGAUUGCCGGCUUUGAUAAUAGUCGACUCAAUAUAACCUUGUAAUCAUAGGUUCGUCUGAAAAAAUUGACAAUAAAUUAAGGUUUGAUUAAAAUCCCAAAAAUGUAAGCAGUAAUCACUUUUAUCAAGGGUUCUUUACAAUUCUAGGAACUAAAGGACGAAUCUAUUAAUUCUUAAAUAGCGAAUUCUUUUAUGCUUUGACAUCUCUGGCUCUGUUAUAAAAAAACAGUUUAAUGUAAUUUAUAGAGAGAAUAAGAUAGAACAUUUCGGAAUGUUUCAUUUCUACCGCUUGUGAACUGUGGUAUGUUUGGCACUAAUUUACUGAUAUCUGCGAUUCUUUUUAGAAUGAGAUUACUUUAAACUUGUUCUAAAAAUUAUAAAAUUCCAAGAAGAGACAAAAAAACGAACUACGAAUCUAUAAAAAAUAGAUUUUCGCAAAACUGAAUAACCGACUUUAUGCCUCUCUAGUAGAGUAUCUUGGUUGAUCUUAAUGCUUUUAUAACAAUAAUUGAAUUUAUAUUUAUAAUGAUGAAUAUUAUUAAGUGAUAAUUUUAAAAUGUGAUGUACUGACGGACACUUGUCACUGAAAAUAAAUUAUUUUUUUAAUAUAAUAACUCAA
Molecule: messenger RNA, 4544 nt
Organism: Bombyx mori (domestic silkworm)
Lineage: Eukaryota; Metazoa; Arthropoda; Insecta; Lepidoptera; Bombycidae
Product: solute carrier family 12 member 8
Exons: 11
Coding region: 142-2112 (656 amino acids)
Biological process (GO): chloride transmembrane transport; cell volume homeostasis; potassium ion homeostasis
Cellular component (GO): membrane
Molecular function (GO): potassium:chloride symporter activity
Source: RefSeq, a predicted model, not a curated record